AUGAAAGUUAUUCUACGAGUUUAUAAUAUUGGCGAUCCAGAAAUAGUAAAACUUUUAAAUAAUGUCUUGAAAAAAGAAUUUCUUGGGAUUUGGCAUACUUCUAUUGAAGUAUACGGAAAAGAAUUUUUUUAUGAUAAUCAAAUAUGUAAAGUUCUUCCUAAUUGUUCAAAGCACAAAAUUCCACACACAAUACAUGAUAUGGGAACCACAGAAAUUUUAGAAGAAGAGUUUGAACUUUUUUUAGCUAAUUUAAAUGAAAAAUAUGGGUUAAAUACCUACGAUCUUUUAUUUAACAAUUGUAACCAUUUUACAAAUGAUUGCAUACUAUUUCUAGUAAACAAAUCAAUUCCUUCUUACAUCACUGAUGUUCAUGAGACAGCUAUUGAAAACGAAUGUAUCUUAAAUAUUGUAAAAAUGUUUCUUGGAAAUGAAGGAUAUAAAUAA
Vairimorpha ceranae is the source of this 444-nucleotide messenger RNA. Its product is annotated as thioredoxin family. Gene Ontology annotation, biological process: protein modification by small protein removal. The record is from RefSeq and is a predicted model, not a curated record. Lineage: Eukaryota; Fungi; Microsporidia; Nosematidae. Gene Ontology annotation, molecular function: peptidase activity. The transcript has a single exon. The coding region runs from base 1 to 444 and encodes 147 amino acids.